This is a messenger RNA of Bipolaris victoriae FI3, 462 nucleotides long. RefSeq lists its product as hypothetical. Lineage: Eukaryota; Fungi; Ascomycota; Dothideomycetes; Pleosporales; Pleosporaceae. The annotation marks the transcript as partial. The record is from RefSeq and is a predicted model, not a curated record. The transcript has 2 exons.
AUCUCCCGCUUGAGACGCUACGAAGACGCCAGUCGGACCGCAGCACGGUAUUCCGACACUGCAGCGCAGAAACUGCGUAAGACGCAAGUUACACAGGCGAGUGGGGUUGUCGCUACGGUAAUUUCACUCGCUAGCUCACUCUAUAUAUUGGCAAGUCCGAGUGGUAGUCGGGAGGUUGUGACGGCGGGGGUGAAUACGGUGAUAUGUGCGGCAGCGUAUGCGCACAUGGCGGGAUUUUGGAAUGAGAAGGAACAGACGCGUAUUCCACUGGCUUCGGACUUUAACGAAGCGAUUAGGGGGAGUGAGAAGGUGGUUUUACUGUUGGGGACUUUGGGGUUGGGUUGGGGUGUUGCGGCGGGGAUGUGGGUGGCUGGCAUGGGUGAUGGGUUGAUGGGGUUGGCAAUAUGGGCGGCGGCGGUGGGAGCUAGGGUUUGGGGCAUAGCGGGGGAGAUGGGGUGGAAG